Paramecium pentaurelia is the source of this 1417-nucleotide messenger RNA. NCBI's taxonomy places the organism in Eukaryota, Ciliophora, Oligohymenophorea, Peniculida, Parameciidae. The record is from the annotation of a GenBank genome assembly.
AUGUAAUAAAAUGAGAUGAUUUACCUACUUCAGAAAACUGGAGAUAAAUUAAAGAAUCAAAAAUUAGAGUAAAUGAUAGCACAUAAUCCUUAGAAUACAUAAUUCACAUAACAAUUCUUAUAAUAAUAACUUGAUAAAAAUAAUAGUUAAAAAUAAAGAACUUUGCUUACUUAAAAUGAAUUAAGUUAAGCAAUUAAAAAGUUUCAUUAAUAUAUUUCUAAAAACUAACAGAUAAAUUCUAUUUAAACAUAAUAAUAAUCUCAGGAAACUCAAAAUUUAUAAGAUAACCCUAAGUCUAAAACAAUAAAUUUUGACACAACUUUUUUUAAUGUUUAACCUAAGCAUUCUUAUAAAGUAGCAUAAAAUUUAUCAACAAAAUCAGAUAAUAAAACACAUUCAUAACAUUUUAGAUAAACAUCCAAUAUAAUUAGAAAUAAUGGAAUUGUGGAUAGGUACUAUGAUAAUUUAAUGAGUAGAUAAAUUGUUAAUUCAAAACCAAUUACACCUAAGAGUGGUACUUUUUAAUUUACUUAAGAUUCAUAUAUUUAGUAAGAAUAAACAACAAGAAAUGAAGAAGAAAUAUACUAUAUCCAAAAAGUUAAGUAAGCAAUAUUAUAAUAAAAUAAAAAUGAUCAUUUAAAUAGAGUAUAUCGAAAUCAUUUUAAACAAUUAUGUUAAGAAUUAAGUAUUGGUAUCAAGUUAAAACCUGCAAAUUAUACAGAUAUAAAUAAAAAGGGAGUUAAAUUAUCUUAAUAAAAUAAAUAUAAAGGUAUUUGUAUAAAUAUUUUUAUUAGAUUCUAUAACCUUAGUGUUCGACUUAGAUGAAACAUUAAUACAUUGUAAUUAAAGAGAUUAAAAAUCAUAUGAUGUAAUCCUAACCAUCGAUUUAAAUAAAUCAUAAUAAGUUUUUGCUAAAAUUAAUAUUCGACCAAAUGCCGUUGAAAUAUUAAAAAAAUUAUCAUAAGAUUUUGAAUUAAUAGUUUUUACAGCCUCUGAUCAGAUAUAUGCAAAAAAUAUAAUUGAUUACUUGGAUCCAAAUAAUAAUAUAUUUGCACAUAGACUAUAUAGAGAAUCUUGUAUUUUAACAUCUGGUGGAAUUCUUGUAAAAGAUUUAAGAAUACUUAACAGAAAUUUAGAAAGAGUAGCUUUAAUUGACAAUUCCGCUUUCAAUUUUUCUUAGUAAAUUGACAAUGGGAUACCUAUAAUUCCAUUCUUUGAUAAUAAAUCAGAUGAUGAACUAAAACACUUAUAUAAAUAUUUAUCUGGUAUGAAAGAAUGGCAUGAUGUUAGAGAAUAUAAUAGGUUAUUAUUUUAUUUAAAUUUUAGAAAGCAUCUAUAAUUAUAUAGAUACACAUAGAAUAUUUAAAAUCUAAAAAGUUUUUAAUAAUAAAUUGAUAUUAUUGAAGAUAAAGAUUGA